Molecule: messenger RNA, 464 nt
Organism: Cuscuta campestris
Lineage: Eukaryota; Viridiplantae; Streptophyta; Magnoliopsida; Solanales; Convolvulaceae
Source: the annotation of a GenBank genome assembly
GAAUUCCACCCUUCACAAAUUGCCCUUAGUGUUUUGCAACAGGUGGAACUGCAACCUGUUGAUCAGCAUGGAGUACAAUUUCCUGUCCUACCUAUACCCCACCCACCAGAACAAUUGAAGAGUGCUGAAAACACCUCAGCAAAUACUAUUCCAUCUAACAAAAGUGCUAUGUUGGAGGAACUUGACCCUGGUCCAAAAACUAUAGAGGAAGAUACUGAGGAGAUGUGGUCUGAUGAAGGUUACUUAAGUCCAAUAGGCGAAGAAGAUUCCUUUUCCUCUCCAAUACUGGAUGAUAAAGCAAGAAAACUCUUAAAAGAUACUCCUCUUGACACUCCUGCUGCAAAUACUAGAAAGGGGACUUCAAAAGCUAAGCCACCAAAACCACCUAAUGCUAAGAAGUCUGGCAAGGCCAGAACUUCUUCCCCUUCUCAAAUUAAUUGAUGGAUUCCACACUUGUGUGGAAU